AUGGCCGACUCCGAACUUGCAACCAAGGCUCCUGAAUCUGAUGCCAUGGAAGUGCAAGUCGAACCCUCCGCCAUCUCAUCCACUGAUUCAAAGGCUCAAGCUGGUCCCAGCAUGGGAGAACACUGCGUGACAGACCGCCCUGCACCGGGCAAUCGUCAGCCGUCCGGCGAAAUGUCCAAGAUGGGUGACGUGGAUGUCUACAUCUCGAAACCGGCGGACUAUCCAAACACCCCAGCCAACCUACUCUUACUUCUUACCUCUGGCACGGGUGUGCACUCAGUGAACAAUCAGGUUCAAGCAGACAUGUUCGCCGCCGAAGGCUUUGUGGUGAUCAUGCCGGACCAAUUCAAUGGUGAUCCGGCACCGAGCUCCAACAAGACCACCAUGCCCACCUCUCCCGUUUCUCCCGGUGAGCCACCUCAAAGUCCGAGCAUUCUCGAACGAAUAAAGCUUGGUGCCGCGGAGACGGCCAAAUCAUUCCUCGUGGACAUGUGGCUGGCUCGCCAGACCCCGGAGAAAGUACUUCCCAUCCUGCUCAAGGUGAUUGAGACAUGCAAGGACGAAUAUGCGGAUGCAGUUGCCCAUGGACAAGGAAUCUAUAGCGUGGGAUACUGCUUCGGUGGGAAGUAUGUGAUUAUGCUAGCCGGCGAGCAUACUGAUCCCCCUAUGCAAGGGUCAGGAGCGAAGGAUGAAGAGCAGGGGAUGAUCAAGAAGGGGCCGCUUAUUAAGGCGGGCGCUGUAGCACACGCGACAUUGGUGACGCGUGAGGACUUCAAGGCCGUUAAGGCGCCCCUGACGAUGGUUUGUGUCGAGAACGACCCUCUACUCCCCGACGAAGUGCUGGAAGUUGGUCGAAAAUACCUUGCAGCCAGCAGCAUAGAGCAUGAGAUUAAGACAUACCCUGAGGUACCGCAUGGAUUUGCGGUCUAUGGAGAUUACGAUUCGCCUGUAAUCGAAAGGGCCCAGGAAGCGGCUUUUCAACAAAUGCUGAACUGGCUUAAAUCGCACUAG
Fonsecaea multimorphosa CBS 102226 is the source of this 1011-nucleotide messenger RNA. RefSeq lists its product as uncharacterized. NCBI's taxonomy places the organism in Eukaryota, Fungi, Ascomycota, Eurotiomycetes, Chaetothyriales, Herpotrichiellaceae. The record is from RefSeq and is a predicted model, not a curated record. Bases 1 to 1011 code for a protein of 336 amino acids. Gene Ontology annotation, molecular function: hydrolase activity. The transcript has 3 exons.